AAAAAACAAAGCAAAAACCAACACCAGGGAAGCACAUAGCCAAUCGAACAAGAUCCUCAACGAAGAACAACAACCCAAAGACAAGGUCGAAAACAGUUGCAACUCUGCGCUGAUUAUGGCAUCCGAGGAACAGGAAGAAACAGAAGGCCCGGUUAUGGCCUCUCCCGACGCCUUUGUCUACAAGGGACAGGAGCUUUCGCCCGACGACAAGAAAUCCAUUGUUCAUGUGGUCGUCGAUUCCACGCUGGUGGUGAUUCCCGAAACGGCUUUCAAGGAAUGCUUUUUGCUGACGUCCAUUGUCAUCCCAGAAGGAAUCAAAAGGAUUGGCGACAAGGCCUUCUCCGGAUGCGAAUCGCUGUCGUCUAUUGAUAUCCCGGUGGGCCUGGAAUCGAUCGGCGUUCAUGCUUUCUUUGGUUGCCAAUCACUAACCUCCAUCAACAUCCCAAAAAGCGUAACAACAAUUUGCGAUUUUGCCUUCUGUAAAUGCUCAUCGCUCAAGUCGAUUGCUAUCCCAGAGGGUGUGGAAACGAUUCCAGAAGGUGCUUUCUUUCGAUGCGAAGAGCUUUCAUCCAUUCACAUCCCAAAAGGUGUAAAAUCGAUCGGUCGUGGUGCUUUCGCUGGAUGCUACUGGCUGUCUUCGAUUGGCAUCCCGAAAGGUGUAACUAGCAUUGGAAAACGUGCAUUCAAGGGCUGCGAAUCGUUGACGUCUAUUUAUAUUCCAUCCGGUGUGAAAGAAAUUGGAAGUGGUGCUUUCUCUGGAUGCCUUCAGCUUCUCGUGGUAGCAAUCCCCAAAGGCACAAAAGAUAUCGAUAGUUCCACGUUUGAGGGUUGCAAGAAGCUGCGCCGUUUUUCAAUCUCCCACGAAACCCCCGAUGAAAUUGAAGGCGAUAAUGCUACGGUUCGAACCGAAGGUGAUGCUUCUACGGUUCGCAACAUUGCCGACCGUCUACAUUUGCGUUUCAAAGACCUCCCAUUGCACCUUGCGUGCUAUCGUGCAAACGGACAAAACAUCGAAGCUCUCACAGCAUCUUUGCCGAAGGAAGACGCACGAAAGACCGAUAUGUACAACCUUACCCCGCUCCACAUCCUGGCAGGAAACCCAAAUGCAUCGGAACGAAUGAUUCGAAACGUUGUAGAGAAGUGCCCAGAUGCUGUGACAAGAAUUGAUAACGCCCUAGGCAUGUCGCCUCUCCACUUUGCAUCGAUCAAUCCUGGCAACAAUGUUGUUAAGAUCAUCUCUAACAUGAUGGAGAAUAAGGCACCAGAAACCGGAAAGCUCUCAUGCACGUUACGAAGCAAGGACUUGAAGACACCAACCAUUCUUUCCAUUCUCCACAAUUAUGAAAAUGAGGAAGCUCAACGGCUCCUUUACAAAUGCCAGCCAUGCUCCGAAUCACAGUUUGCAGAGCGAUCCCACAAGAACCGAGUGAAUUCAUUGGAGCAAUGGUAUGUGAAUGAAUGCAUCCCAUCACUGACAUCCGAAAACCUCCAGGUUUCGCCGCAAACCCAAAACGGUUGGGUAUACUUUGUUAGCAACGUAUCCAAUCCUGACAGCAUCAAUUCUAUCUGCAAAUUCUUUGAGCACUGUCCAGAGCAGCUUCUCAAAGACCUUAGAAGCGCAAAGGAUGACGAGGGCAAAGAAGCAAUUGAUGUUGCUGUGCACGGCAUCAAAGCAGCCUUCAACAAACGACUCUACUUUUUGGGCAGGUAUGAAAUUAUUGGCGGACCAGCCAUUCACAAAUCUGAAGUUUGCAUCGUGAUUGGAGCGAUUGAUAUGGACUGCGAUGGCAUGUCACUCAACAGCGACGAGGAUCGGAAGGUUGCCAUCAAAUUCGUAAAGGACGAGAAGCAAUUUCUCACAGAGAUUUCGUUCCGUGAGGACCUUCAAAAGAACUCGGGCAAAGUGGAGAAAGGAGAGCAGGCAGUGAUUAGUAUUAAUGAAUCCUACAAUGCAACAGAAAAUGAAGAGUUCAAAUCUGCGAUGCAAUCAUUGCCGAUUCCUGGAUCCAACGAAGACGAGAAGAUGUUCGAUCACUUCAAAUACGCCAUUGUGAUGCCCUUUGCUGACCGCAACCUCGACACGAUCGCUAGGAGUGAACAACUUGAUCCAAUGACGAUUCGCUCGGAUCUACAUCAAAUUGCAAAGAAGCUCCAAAUCUUGCAUCAAUGCAACACCAUCCAUUGCAACCUCAAGAUGCAAAAUAUUGUUAGAAGGGGAGAAAAUUUAUUCCUUACUGAUUUUGAUGGCUCCGCAAAGGUCAAACACGGAAAUGCAGAAACGGAGCUUGCAAAGUUUUUUGUCGGGAAGAAGUUCUCAUCUGGUAUACUUCCCCCAGAGAUGGUUUACAACUUCAAAAAUUCAGAAGAGUUGAACCAAUUUGAAGCCUACUACAAACAUUUGGAUGCGAAAAGCUUGAAAUGGAAAGGAAUCAAGCACCAAACGCCCAGGGCAACCAAUGAUUAUUAUUGUUUGAAGACUUUCGACACAGAGAUGAAAGAAGGAAAUCCGGACAUCGACACAGGUAAGGUGGACGCAGUGGAAAGCGUGAAGGAGGGUUUACCAUACGAUCCAGUGGUAGCUACAGAAGCAAUCGAUCUGUGGUCAUUAGGAACAAUUCUGUAUUUUCUGUGCACAAAACGCUCCUUGUUUCGUGUUGAUACGAAUGAUAACUUGGCCGAUGGUGAUGCCAUGGAACAACUGUACUACUGGAACGAUGAGACAAAGAUGAAAAGGGUGAAUUCGAAAGACAUCAUAGAUCCCGGAGCAAAGAAGAUUCUGCUCAAGCUCCUAUCAAGAGAACCAGGCGAUAGGGGAACCCUAGAAGAGUUGCUAAAUGAACCAUUUUUUGGCAAACUGUCCGCAGAGGAAGUUAUGGAGGAGAUACAGAAUGCGAAGGAAAAUGCUGUCGAGGAUACAAAGGUGAUCAUUAACGCUACAAAUGCUGCUGACGAGGCACAAACGUUUGUCUGUCCAACGACUUUCGUUGUUUUGAAAGAAAAGCUCCCCCCUUACGACAGCGAUCAAAUGAUCGCAAAUCGGUGCAAGGAAAUGUGCGAAUUGGUCGGUGCUGUGGGUGAUAUGACGGAAGCAGCCGAUGCCAUUCCCAAACAGGAGCCGGAUGCUUUGUUUGAAACCAUGAAAGGAAAAUUGAAGGAUGUCGUCACGGACGACUCGAAAACAAUGUAUUUUUAUCUCGUCGAUGAAUUGACAGGCAAGCCUGUUACUGGUGGAAAGUAUCCAAUUGAAAUCACCAAUCCGGCAGAAGUGGUUCCGACGUUGCUCCCGUACAUCAAAGUUGGUAUGACCUCAAUGGCCGUCUACGACGGCACCGCAGGUGUCCUUGGAUUGUUUGGUCUGAGUGCUCCUCAAGUUUCAACGAAAACCCAGAGCAAGCUCGGAAAGUCGAUCGAUAUUCUCAAGCAAAAAAGCUCCAACGCGACGGAAGGGGAUGAUGAUGCUUCCAGUGGUGCUCGAGGCGAGAGCCUUCGGGGCGAAAGUCUUCGGCAGCUCGAAGGUUUUUUCAAGUCGGAAGACCCCGAACAAAAUUACGCAGGCCUCCACCGCAUCUUGGACAGGGAAGGUAUUGCGUGUUGGACUGCCGUUCACGGCCUAGAGAAAGAGCUCCUCCUCGAAAAACGGCAGUCGAGUCGACGCAUUGUGCGUAUGGCAGAAGAGCACCAACUGGAGAUUGAAGAAUGGCGGGAAAAUCAAAUCCAGGAAGCCAAGAACCAGGAGAAGGAGCUCGAGGAACAAUACAAGCGGCACGAAUUGGAGAUAGAAAAAUGUCAACAGGAGCACGAGGACGAAAAGCAGAAACACGAAUUGGAGAUGGAAGAGCGGGAAAACGAAAUCCAGGAAAUGAGAACAAGGGAGAAGAAACUAGAGGAGGAAAUGAGAACAAUGGAGAAGAAACUAGAGGAUGAAAAGAUAGAAUAUGAAAUGGAGAUGAUUAAACGGGAAAGCAAAAUCCAGGAAUUGACAAUGAAGGAGAAGAAGCUCGAGGAUAAAAAGAAAGAGCUCGAAUUCGAGUUGCAAAAGCAGGAGCAGAAUUUGAAAGACGAAAAGAAAGAGCAUGAAUUGGAGAUGAGAAAGCGGGAUCUCGAAGUCCAGGAAAUGAAAGUGCAUGAGAUGAAGCUAGAGAACGAAAAGAAAGAUCUCGAACUCGAGAUGCUAAAACAGGAGAAGAAGUACGAGGACGAAAAGAAAGCGCUGCAAGACCAAAUCAGACAACUGAGUGAACAAGAUUCUUCUCGUUGGUGCGCACCGCGAUCGAAGACGAGUUAAUCCAGUACUUUUCUGUGUGAGUACCAUAGUCCAAGCUCCUCAUGGCAAUUUCACUACUUGUUCUUUGUUUCGAACAAUGUGAGGGCGGAAGAGCCGUGUCUCGCUUCGGGAUCCAUCGGUCUUCUUCUUUGUUCUCGCCACGGGGCGAUGUAAAUGUUUGGAAUUUAUCCUCUGAAAAAAAAUGUAAUUCUAGUAG
Pseudo-nitzschia multistriata is the source of this 4481-nucleotide messenger RNA. The record is from the annotation of a GenBank genome assembly. Lineage: Eukaryota; Bacillariophyta; Bacillariophyceae; Bacillariales; Bacillariaceae.